This is a messenger RNA of Rubroshorea leprosula, 1262 nucleotides long. The record is from the annotation of a GenBank genome assembly. NCBI's taxonomy places the organism in Eukaryota, Viridiplantae, Streptophyta, Magnoliopsida, Malvales, Dipterocarpaceae.
AGCAAUUUUCUCAACGCAAUCAGCUCUCUUACUAAGCUCAAAAUUCUCCAAGUUCCAUUCAAUAACAUUACUGGUACUAUACCCAUGUCUCUAAGAAACUGUACUCAGCUUCAAGUGCUUGACCUCUCUUCCAAUGCCUUCACUGGAAAUAUACCCUCUGGACUUUGCUCAGCUUCUUCCUUACAGGAAUUACUGCUCGCAGGCAAUUCUCUAUUUGGAUCAAUACCUUCUGAUUUAGGAAAUUACACUAACUUGAUUGUAAUCAAUCUUAGUCUGAACAAUCUAAGUGGAUCCACUCCAUUGGAAGUAUGGAUGCUACCAAAACUCUCCGACUUGAUCAUGUGGGGAAACAACUUCUCUGGUGAAAUUCCGAAAGGCAUGUGCUUAAAUGGAGGCAAUCUGCGGAGACUUAUUCUCAACAACAAUCCAUUCUCCGAAGUAUUUCCAGAAUCACUCACAAAUUGCACCAAUCUCACUUGGUUAUCCCUCUGUGAUAAUCAGCUACACGGGGAAAUCCCAGCCAACAUCCAGAACCUCCAAAAACUCAGCAUUCUGCAGCUGAGUCACAACCCCCUCACAGGAGCUAUCCCUCAAGAGCUUGGCAAUUGCAGGAAUUCGACCGGAAAACCUGGUGAGAUUCCUGGAUCCGAACACUUGUUUGUUGGUGAGUUUCAUCAGCGUCUCUGUUGUUCAGACACCAAAGCCCCAGGGCAGUCUCGUAUACUUGGAUCUAUCUUCCAAUUUCUUGUCCGGAUCGAUCCCCCAGAGCCUGGCUCCAUGUACUUCUUGUCCUACCUCAAUCUCGGACAAAACAACCUAACUGGAACUAUCCCCCACAUGUUCAGAAAUCUUACAGGGCUGGGAGUUGUCUACCUGUCUCACAACCAUCUCGACGGCGAAAUUCCGCUGUCGUUGGCGUCGCUGCCUCGGCUAAAUGACAUCGAUCUCUCAAACAACAGUCUCAGCGGCCCAAUACCAUAGACGAAGCAGCUCUGGUCAUUUCCGGUAUCUAGAUUCGAGAACAAUUCGGGGCUGUGCGGACACCCGUUGCAGGCUUGUGUAGCUUCGGAGGAUCCUUCUGAGGCGGAGGAAUUGGUGGGGUGGUUCUGGUUUGUUGUUGUGAUGGGGUUCAUCUCUGGGUUGCUGUUUGGGAUAUCUUUCGCAGUAAUUUGGUCAGGAAGAAUUGAAUAUCUGUUAGGGGACGUCAUUAGUCUGAUGCAAUCGAAGAGGACGACACUGUUGAAGAAAUGCAGUUAAAAGAC